GGAGCGGGUCUGCCCUUGGGGGAAGCCUCACGGGCUCUGUGUCCUGCAGCCGGGCCGACAUUCCCAUUCCGGCGGAAGGAAGAGGGGUUCGGUGCCCCCCGCAUGCACGUGUGCUAGCCCAGGCAGGAGGGAGCGCCUCCGCAGAGGAAUCCAGAAAGAGGGCGGGAGAAGCGCGCCAGAAUCUCAGUCCGGUCCCGGCGCCCAGGUCGGCCUCGGAGGAGCUGCAGCCUCCAACAGGUUGGCACAUCUCCCCAGCCAGGCCUGCCAGGAGCGCUGCAUGCAAAGUUGGCUGCGGGCUAGGGCACGCUAACCAGAGUCGUAGACAUGGACUUCGUCAUGAAACAGGCCCUCGGAGGGGCCACCAAGGACAUGGGGAAAAUGCUGGGGGGAGAGGAGGAGAAGGACCCAGAUGCGCAGAAGAAGGAGGAGGAGCGGCAGGAGGCACUGCGGCAGCAGGAGGAGGAGCGCAAGGCCAAGCACGCGCGCAUGGAGGCCGAGCGCGAGAAGGUCCGGCAGCAGAUCCGCGACAAGUACGGGCUGAAGAAGAAGGAAGAGAAGGAGGCCGAGGAGAAGGCAGCCCUGGAGCAGCCCUGCGAGGGGAGCCUGACGCGGCCCAAGAAGGCCAUCCCUGCGGGCUGCGGGGAGGAGGAGGAAGAGGAAGAGGAGAGCAUCCUGGACACGGUGCUCAAGUACCUGCCGGGGCCGCUGCAGGACAUGUUCAAGAAGUAACCGGCCCUCCCACCCGUCCCCAUGCCACUCGUUACUUUUUUAGUUCUUUCUUUCUCUCUCUCUCUCUCUCUCUCUCUCUCUCUCUUUCUCUCUCUCUCUUUUAUUCAGUUAAGUCUCAGUUCUGAUGGAAAAACCUCAGUUGGCCUCUGCCCCCCGUCCCUGGCCAGGGGCUCAUCUGCUCAGCCUCCCUCACACUCCCUUUGUCCCAGAGUAUCCAGCCCCCACCUCGCUCCCAAGUUGCUUGCAAAAAGAGAAGACAGCUUUUCCCCCACACGUGGGGGGCAUUGUAUCCAGUGCAGGAGGCCCUGGGGCCCCUUCCAGAGCCUGAGGUCUGUGCUAGUGUGGUAACCCCUAUACAUUCCUUCAUGCGCCCCACUGCCAGGAGGACCACUGUCCUGAGCCAGCCAAAGUAAUGACACAUUCCAGCCCUGCCCAGCAUGCUGACCUUUGGCCUCUGAUCCCCAGUGGACCUCCAGGUCAGGGCAGGGGUGCUGGGUGGCCUGGCUCUGAGGCAGGGAGUCAGGGUAGGCCUGCCCUGUGAGGGCCCAGCCUGAGAGACCCCCUCUAUUCUGGGAAGGAGGCUGAGGCCCUCCUCCUUCCCUCCCCAGUGACACACAGCCCAGGAGCACCCCCAACCCCUACCCAAAAGGGGGUAGUCCUGCCAAGCCAGUCCCUCCGAAUGGAUCCUCUUUGGACUUUAACUUAUCUCUGGAGGGGCCCGAAGUAGGGCUGCCCCUUGUUCCCCCCACCUUCCACUAAGGUCCUGGGGCCCCACUGCCAGUCUGGGCCCAGCUUGCCCAGCCAAGGGGCUGUCCAGGCCCCCCAGAAAACACUUGGAGCCAUUGGGCAGCAAUGGCCCAUGCCAUGGGACCCCCCCAUUGGUGCAGCCAAGCUGCCCCCAUUCCUCUCCACCCCUCUUCCUCACCUUGUCCUGUCCAUGUGCUUCCAGGACCCCAUGGUCCUCUGGAGGACCCUUCCUGGCUAAAGCCCCAAGCCUUUGGGGAGAAGCCAGUCCCCACUUGACAGAAGAAGGCAUCUGUCCAUUCAUCUCAUCGGCCAAGAACAAACUCUCCUCUGGGAUGUGUGAGACUGGUGUUUGUCUCCCACCCCAAAUCGAGGCCUCUUGCUCAGUUACUUGAGUAAGACCUGGAUGGCCACGGAGCAAUGACAGGGGAAGUGUAUGUCCGUGUAGGCGUGGGCGUGCAUGGCAGAGACCGUGCCAGCAGUUAUGGGUGCAGAGACGGUACAUACAGGUGUACGGUCUCAAGCUUGUGUGUGUCUUGAGAUUUGUGAGUGUGUUAGCCAUCGUGUCCCUGUGUUAGAGACUGUGCUUGCUGGGCAGUCUGUGCAUGUGUGUGUGUGUGUUUGAGGUGGUAUGUAUGCGUUGAGAUCGCACCACAUGUGUGUGCUAGCCAUCUCAUACAUGUGGGAGAGCUUGCUCAUGCUUGCUGUUUUUUACAUGGGUCUUCAGAACAGCAUGUGUGUCGGGAGUGAUGGGUAUGUGUUAGAGGUUGUGGAAAGGUGUGUUUGAGAGUUGUUGGACAUGCCACAGCUGUUGUGUGCAUCGGUGUGGCUCUGAAAAGGCAGCAUUGUGUACCGCGUGGUCUUGGGGAGCAGGAGUAUGGGUGAGGUGCCCCUCUCAGCUCCAAAACCGCUUGUCACAAGUAGCCACAUCCAACAGGAGACCUUGUCCUUGGCCUAGAGUUCCUCCCACCCUUGGAGGGCUUCUGCCUGAGGUUUUCAGAAGUCUGCGGGGACAAACUCAGGCAGAGCCCCAAGAAGCCAUGCUGGGCCCCAGCCAGGGCCUACCCCCAAAGCAGGGGCCAGGGAAGGGGCGACUUGCCUGCCCCUGAUGCCCUGCCCCAUUGGCCCCAGUUUGCAUUCUGCAGGUUUUCCAUUUUAGUGGACUUAUGCUUUUAUUUCAGAGAGAGACAUGUGUCUUCUCUGUCCGUUUCCAAUAGUUAAAGCCAUAUCAGUUAGACUGCAAUACUUUAAAAACGAGACAAAACAAUCCAUAUGUUUAGGGAACCAGAAAAGUCCCUUGGUCUGUCCCUUCUCUGGGGAGCAGGGCUUCGGCAGCCCCAGCUCCCUGGACUUGCCCUUCUCCCCCACCCCCGCCCCUUCCCCUGUGCCCCUGUGUCCUGCCCCCCAUGGGGCCGAUGUCUGUCUGUGCCUGCGUCUGUGAUGGGGAGCCACCUUGCACCCCUUUUGUCUGCUUGUCUGUUCACGUCCGUUUUCCUGGGCAGAAUGGUCAUUCUCGAGAGCCUGGGGUCCUGGAGCAGAGAUAGGCAGGGCCCAGCCCAGGAGCCCCGGGCCUCCCCAGGCCCUGUGUGUGAGCCCCACUGGACAAGGUGGAUCCCCAGUGUUCAGCCCCCUUGACAGGGGCCCAAAGCCUUUGAAGGUGGGGCCAAGGCACAGAGCAUGGAAGAUGAACAGCAGAGACUGAGGCCUAGGCAGCUUCAGAUAAGCAGGGGAACCCAGCCAUACCAGAUAUCCCAGGUGGGUCUGAGGGCCCCUGAACCCUCAGAGGGUGUCCCUUGUGCUCCCUGAAGCCUCCUGUGUCCUCGGGGCUUUUCCCAUAUGAAAGUGCCCCCCAGGAUGGCUGGCUUAGUCUGGUGUACUUCCCAGAUUCUCCAGACCCCUACAGCCUGCUCCAAGCAGCAGGACUGGAGGGCUUCCUGGAGGCAAGAGCAGGGGGAGAAUUUCAGCCUGGGGCAUACCUGGCUCUAACCACUGCCAGAUGAUCACUCUCCGGUCCAGGGGAACAUGAGGACUAUCAUUCCUGACACAGACCUGCCUCUGGAGAGCAGCUGAUGUGCAGCACACUCACAGCGGGGACAAACAUGGGGGUGGGACUCUAGCAGGGUGGGGAUAAUCAUAUGAUGUGCCAGGGGCAGGAGGUGUGUGUGGCCUGCUAGAUGGGAGGGGGAUGAGUUUGUCACACGCGAAUAGGACAGUGUGCCUGUGACAUACUACGGAGGCAGGGGUAGGGAGGGAGAGGCCCCAGAAUCAGCACCACACGCAACGUAUAUGGGAGACAUCCCUCAGCCAGGGAAAUAGGAAGAGCAGUCAUCGUCAAUGGUGAGAACAGGGUGAAAUGCAAGGGAGUGUGCACUGCCCAAGGUGGGUACACGUCUUGCCAAAGAAGGCAAGACGUGUGUGCCUGGAAGGUCACUACCAGAGAGAAGGGACCGGGCCUCUCUGGAUAUGCCGCACUGGGCACUUGAGACAGGCGAGGGUGCCUGCACGUGGACGUCCUCCACUCCAGGUCCGGGAGCACCUGGAGGGUGUCCUUACCAGCAAAGCUGCGUGUGGUCUCCUCCAGAAGCAAACAGGAAGUCAAGAGACCCUCCCAGGAUGUGUGGGUGUGUGUGUAGCUAGAAAGGAAAGAAGGAAGGGAGUGAGGAAAGGGAGAGAGAGAGAGGAAGGAGAGGGGAAAGAGAGGCAGAGAGCAGAAGUAUUUCAGCGCAAGGCCAUCAUGGGGCAAAGAAGCCACGCCAAAGGCUGGUGGCUAGAGUGAAAGGAGACAGACCACCAGCCCUAAGAGCCCCUAAGGGCUGCUGACCCCCACCACCCACCUGCUCCAUCCUUCCAGGGUCCCACAGGCCCUUGACUGCACAGGGGGUCUGGGGCCAACUGGCUCAGAUGAGGGGACAUCUCCCAGGCCUGAGGACAAACCUCCCGCCAUGUGUCCCCUGCCCCCUCUCUGUAAGUCUUCUUGGAGGAGAGGUGGGAGGAGCCUGUGCUGGCCCUGGGGUGUGGGCGGGGGUCCCAGUGAGGCCCCGGGUGAGGAUGACCACCCUGCUCACGCGGGGGUGUCCUUUUUCCACAUCUGUGCUGUGUCCUUGUUGCUCUGCUUCCUUUAAAUGUGUCAGUGCCUGGGGGAGGGGAGGGGCACCCCUCAUGCCCCCCUGAACCUGACCAAAAGCCAUGGCUGUUGCUCCCCCUUUGUAUGACGCAGACGCUAACAUGUACCAACCCAACCGUGACA
Molecule: messenger RNA, 4720 nt
Organism: Artibeus jamaicensis (Jamaican fruit-eating bat)
Lineage: Eukaryota; Metazoa; Chordata; Mammalia; Chiroptera; Phyllostomidae
Gene: CPLX2
Product: complexin 2
Exons: 4
Coding region: 325-729 (134 amino acids)
Biological process (GO): synaptic vesicle exocytosis; regulation of neurotransmitter secretion; neurotransmitter transport
Cellular component (GO): terminal bouton; SNARE complex
Molecular function (GO): syntaxin binding
Source: RefSeq, a predicted model, not a curated record